Molecule: messenger RNA, 2049 nt
Organism: Ylistrum balloti
Lineage: Eukaryota; Metazoa; Mollusca; Bivalvia; Pectinida; Pectinidae
Product: tetratricopeptide repeat protein 39C-like
Exons: 14
Coding region: 8-1771 (587 amino acids)
Biological process (GO): cilium assembly
Molecular function (GO): protein binding
Source: RefSeq, a predicted model, not a curated record
AAUCAAAAUGGCAGCGAAAACCGUUAUCGCAGAUAUGGAUAGUAAUGGAAGCGACGAAACUGUUGGGCAUGAUGAAGCAGAGAUGGCAUUGGGCGGUAUGCACAUGUUGCUGAAUAAUGGUUUCGACGAAGCACAAUCACUUUUUGAGAGAUACAAAAAUGAAAGUGCUCUGAUGCAUGCUGGGUACAGUUUUGUUUACUUCAUGCAAGCAUUAAUGUCAUUUGAAGAGGAAAGAAUAGAUGAAGCAGUUAAAGUUUUACAAGAAACAGAGAAGGCUUGUGACAUAGAUUCUGGACUCUUCAAAUCUCUGAGGAAGAAAUUCAGGUCCAAGAAAAAGAAAGAGUCGGACCAACAAGUGAGUGUGGAGGAGCGUAUCCAGAGACAGGUGGUGGUAGCAGAUUCAUUGCUGUACCAGUCUAUACUGAUAAUGACAAGUCAGGACAUCCCUGGAUACAUGAAGGGGGGCUGGCACCUGCGCAAGGCCUGGAAAAUCUAUGAGAAACUUCAUAAGGAAGUUGUCAGUCUGCAGGACAAGCAAGCCAAACUCAAACAAAGCCGAUCAAAAAACAGUCUUCCUUCAGAUCGUGUCAACCCAACUCAGGACGGGGCUUAUGAUGACAAUGAAAAUGAACUCCCGGAGGAGGUUCUGUCUCGUCUGUUAGGGGCAGUGAACUUUGGUUUCGGAACAUUUCAGUUGUGUAUAUCUAUGGUCCCACCUAAAAUUUUAAAAUUGAUAGAAUUUCUCGGAUUUGAAGGGGACCGUGUUGCAGGACUAGCAGCCCUGGAUUAUACCAGUCGCAGUAAGGAUAUGAAAGCUCCCCUAGCAACACUCGGGUUACUAUGGUACCACACAGUAUUACGACCAUUUUUCGCUUUGGAUGGCGCUAAUGACUGUAGUGCUGGAACAGAAGAUGCAGAACAGAUUAUUGACAGUAAGGAGCGUGAGUUUGAACAUUCCUCUCUGUUCCUGUUCUUCAGAGGACGGAUAUGUAAACUAAGGCGUAAGUCAGAUGAUGCCAUGACAGUGUAUUGUCAGGCAUUAGAAGCAGCUGCUGGUCAGAGGGAAAUUGAACUUAUGUGUCAGUAUGAAAUAGGUUGGUGCAAUUUGAUGAAGCUAAACUACAGGGAAUGUCUCAACAACUUUAAACGGUUAAAAGAUGAAACCAAGUGGUCCAAAUGUUACUACACAUAUCUCAUGGGUGUUUGUCUAGGUGCUAUGGGAGAUUUACCUGCCGCAGAGCAGACUCUGAGGAAAGUACCAGGACUCCUGAAAAAGAAGAACCACCAGAUAGAGGCAUUCGUGUCACGGAGGGCAGAGAAAAUAAAGAAGAUGGUGUUAACACAGGAAUAUUGUCGACUUCUUACACUGGAACUUGUCUUCCUGUGGCAUGCCCUGCCUACCUGUACUCCAGAGGAACUUCAGCCCUACCUCACUGUGUGUGACAUGCAGACAGACAUCAAAUCCUUCCACCUUAAAUGUCUCCUAGAAGGAUCAGUCUUUAAAGAGCUUGGUGAAGAAGAACUGGCGAUCCAGUGUUUGGAGGAGGCACUAGCCAGACAUCAAGGCAUGAAGGAUGACCACCACAUAGCAGCAUUUGCCAACUUUGAAUUGGCCUCCAUCUACAUAAAGAAACCACAGACGGUGGGAAAAGCUAAAUCCAUGCUUCAAUACAUCAAGGACACCUACAAGGAUUAUGACUUCGAGAACCGCUUGACUGUGAGGAUUAAUAAUGCUUUACGACAGCUGAAGGAGAAAGGACCUCAGGCGUAAAGGAUCAAGUACUCUAGCAUCUACACAUUGGAUUCUUCCAUAAUUUGUUUUUAUUUUCUAACUUUAAUGGUUGAUGUGUCACUAGACAGACAGAGACUUUUCAUCAGGAUGUGAAAAAUAGGAGGUUGUCAAAUAAGGUCAAAUCCUAAGGAGUUGUAACAUUGACUUUUUCUUAUAUCACUGCGGUUAGGUGACAUCAACUACUUCCCUAAACUUUUGUAUGAUGUCCAAAUCCCCCAGCUCUGCGAUCUUUUCUAAAGUGUCUUUUGGGUUAGUGU